Molecule: messenger RNA, 1684 nt
Organism: Aspergillus calidoustus
Lineage: Eukaryota; Fungi; Ascomycota; Eurotiomycetes; Eurotiales; Aspergillaceae
Source: the annotation of a GenBank genome assembly
AUGACGAAGGUGCUCCCUGAGGCCCCAUCGGAACUACAGGAAAGCCAGCAUUUCCAUGCCCCGCAUUUGGGCGGGGGACGCCUAUGGCUUGUCGCAAUCGGAAUUGGUCUAGGCAUUUUUUUGCCCGCUGCUGAGAUUACCGUUAUGAGCACAUCUCUGGUGACCAUCACCGACGAACUAAUGAACUAUGAGCAGGGCAGCUGGUUGAUAACGGCAUAUCUGCUGACAUUUACGGGGUUCCUUACACUCUGGGCAAAGUGUACUGAUGUAUUUGGGCUCAGGGCAUCGCUACUAAGCUCCCUACUCAUCUUCGUGGCUUUCUCCGGCGGAUGUGGUGCUGUCCACACAAUGAACCAGUUGAUCACCUGUCGUGCCUUCCAGGGCACUGGUGGUUCCGGGGUUUUCUCCCUCUCUCUCUUUAGUAUAAUACACAUUACGCCGCCAGGAAAGUUCGAUGCUGCCAGUGCCGCUGGAUCGGCUGUGGUCGCAAUAGGUAUGGUCCUUGGGGCAAUUCUUGGAGGUGCCAUAUGCAGUGCGGGUGCCUGGCGCUGGGUUUUUCUGUACAAUGUUCCAGCAGGCGCGGUUGCAUGGCUUCUCAUCUUCUCUACAAUGCCAUAUAACCUCGCCCACAUGGAUAACACCGACCGGAGUGCAGGCAUAUGGGAUUAUCUAACUCAGAAGACGAAGCUUUUUUUGACGACUACAGACCCUGUCGGAUGCUUCCUCCUUCUAGGAUUCUCAAUAUUGUUUGUGACCGCCCUGGAAGAGGCUAAUGUCACGUACGCGUGGUCCUCUGCACUUGUCAUUGGGUUCUUGGCGGUGUCCGGGGUACUCGGAAUUGCGUUCGUGAUUUGGGAAUGGUACAUUGGGAGCCAAAGGAAGGGCCUUGUCGAGCCUAUGUUUCCUUGGGCGAUGGUGCAGGACCGGGUGUGGAUGGGUGUCUUACUUGGGUUCUUUGUAUCUGGCCCUGCCACCACUAUCCUCUACAUUCAGAUCCCGCAGCGUCUCCAAAUAACCAAUGACAGUAGUGCAAUCAGCGCCGGUUUGAGACUUCUUGCAUUUGCCGCGGGCUCUCCUAUCGGCUCAUGUGUUUGUUCCCUGCUUGCCGGAAGAUUCCGCCUGCCAUUUGUUUAUACCAUAACAAUAGGCGCGAUCCUCCAAACCGCGGGGUCUUUCCUACUCUCUUCCGUCCCUACCACUCUCCAUAUAUGGGAAGGUCAGUAUGGGUAUAUGGUACUUACAGGAGUCGGGGUGGGAAUGUCAAUGACAUCGUUUUAUAUUGCCGUCCCUAUAGUUGUGAGGAAAGAGGAUCAACGUGAGUUAUAAUGCCUUCAAGGAUCAUGACUCCGACACGUCUCCUGACACCACUCAGCCAUCGCUGUCGGUUUGUCUCUCCAGACGCGUAUGCUGGGGGCAUCGCUUGGCAUCGCCAUUGUCAACAGUAUCUUGAUGAAUUACGUCAAGGCACAUUUAGGCCCUCUGGAAGCUGCAGCGAAUCCCAAUCUGCUUUUGGGGCUUCCUCCUGAUGACAUACAACGGAUUAGGGAGGUGUACGGAGUAGGCUACAAUCUGCAAAUGAAGGCUGUUGGUGCAUUCAGCACAGCUCAAUUUGUGGCAGUGGCGCUGAUGUGGAGAAGGGAUCAGGCUCGGUUGGUCAAAUAGAACAGAUAUUUUCUUAUACAAC